This is a messenger RNA of Oncorhynchus kisutch (coho salmon), 2603 nucleotides long. RefSeq names its product zinc finger protein 8-like. The coding region runs from base 282 to 1139 and encodes 285 amino acids. NCBI's taxonomy places the organism in Eukaryota, Metazoa, Chordata, Actinopteri, Salmoniformes, Salmonidae. Gene Ontology annotation, molecular function: RNA polymerase II cis-regulatory region sequence-specific DNA binding; DNA-binding transcription activator activity, RNA polymerase II-specific. Gene Ontology annotation, biological process: regulation of transcription by RNA polymerase II. The record is from RefSeq and is a predicted model, not a curated record. Gene Ontology annotation, cellular component: nucleus. The transcript has 2 exons.
GGCGACGGGAUCAGCAUGACGUAUAAUCCCGUGGACGGCACUCUUCUACAACAACAUCUAGUCAGCCACCUCGGUAGCUUCCUAGCCGAUACAUUCAAGCUGUUCAGACUGCUUCGGUGUAUAUUUUCCUCUGUAUUUUAAGCAUAAUUCUGUCAUAUAACUAGUUUCCCAAUUUAAUGUCAUAUUUCCGUUUCGUCAGGUAACGGUAGCUGGCUUGAUAAAUUAGCAUAUCACUAGGCUAGUCGCUAACUAGCUAGGUUAGCUGGCUAACAUCACCGACCAUGGGGUCUCUAAACUACCCCCCUCCUGUUAAAGAAGAGGAGGUCUGCUGGACGGAGAAAGAAGCUCUGGGGCUGAACAUUGUUGUGAAAGAGGAGAAGGAAGAAGAGGAUGUUGUGACAGUAAAACAAGAAGUAGAGGGUGAGGCUGUUACAGUGAAAGAAGAAGAGAAAGAUGUUUCAGUGAAAGAAGAGGAAGACGCGCUCAGAGUGAAAGAGGAGGAGGAUGCAGUUUUUGGAGUGAAAGAGGAGGAAGGGGAGAUGACUGUCACAUUGAAAGAGGAGAAUGAAGAACAGGAGGAGGAGACAGGUGAUCUGAUUAAAACCAGAGAGAGACCAGACUCUGACAGCGGGAAGAGUUCCUCAGAGGAAACAGACCUGGAGACGCCUAACCAACACCACUGCUCCCACUGUGGAAAGAGUUUUAGGUGGUUUGGGAGCCUGAAAAUGCAUGAGAGAAUACAUACAGGAGAAAAGCCCUACCACUGUUCCCACUGUGGAAAGAAUUUUACUCAGUUCGGGGCCCUGGUUGGGCAUGAGAAAACACACACAGGAGAGAAGCCUUAUCACUGCUCCCACUGUGGAAAGAGUUUUAGGUGGUUAGUGAGCCAAACAACACAUGAGAGAAUACACACAGGAGAAAAUACUUUCCAUUGUUCCCAGUGCAAAAAUAGUUUUAGGUGGUCAGGGAGUCUGAAAAAGCAUGAGAGAAAACACACAGGCGAAAAGCCUUUCCAACAUACUAAUACACAGAAGGAGAAGAUAUACCACUGCUCUCAUUGUGAAAAUACAUUUUCCCAGUCAGAGGACUUGAAAACACAUGAGAGAAUAGAGAGACUGUGUUCUGACUUGUGUUUUUGACUGAGAAUUUGUGUUUUUGUUUGGACUGUCAGACUUGAGUUUACUUUUUGUAGUGUUAAUUAAUCAAUUAAUCCAUUGUUUGAAAGGAUUAAAAAUACAUUGAAAACAUCAAAAAUACGUUCUGUAUAGCACUACAAUCUACAACGCCAUGUAAAAACAAGAUGACAUGGAGGUUAAAUAAAGUGUGCUUUAUCAAUGGAACAUAUUGUGACCCGUCCACUUUGGGGCGCUGUAUAGUCAUAAUAUCCAUAACAACUACAGGUCAAACAGGGAAAUGGCUCCAAUCGUUUAUCCACCAUUCAUUUUUCCCAUAGGGCUGUGUUUUGUUUAGGCUCACCCUGGUGUGAUGUUUUGAUAACCAUGUAAAUAACCAUGUAAAUCUCUCUAGGACAACGUGACUGAGGGCACACCGUGUGUUGUGAAUCUGUUGUAAUGUUUUUAAAAUUGUAUAACUGCCUUUAUUUUGCUGGACCCCAGGAAGAGUAGCUGCUGCCUUGGCAGGAACUAAUGGGGAUCCUUUAUUCACAGAUUUGAAAAUGACAAUAAGCAUCAAAGUAGAUGACAUGCAAGACUUCAAAUAAUAAUAAACUUCUUCCAUUAUGUAUGAUGGAGGCCACUGUGUUCUUGGGGACCUUCAAUGCUGCAGAAAUGUUUUGGUACCCUUCCCCAGAUCUGUGCCUCGCCACAAUCCUGUCUCAGAGCUCUACGGACAAUUCCUUUGACCCCGUGGCUUGGUUACCUGUGGGACUUUAUAUAGACAGGUGUGUGCCUUUCCAAAUCGUGUCCAAUCAAUUGAAUUUACCACAGGUGGACUCCAAACAAGUUGUAGAAAAAUCUCACGGGUGAUCAAUGGAAUCAGGAUGCAUCUGAGCUCAAUUUCGAGUCUCACAGUAAAGGGUCUGAAUACUGUAAAUAAAUGUGCAACAAUGUCUAAAAACCUAUUUUAGUUUUUUCAUUAUGGGAUUUUGUGAUGUCGUUAUGGAGUAUUGUGUGUAGAUUGAUGAGGGAAAAAAUCUGUAAUGUAACAAAAUGUGGAAAAAGUGAAGGGGUCUGAAUACAUUACGAAUGCGCUGUAUAUCCCUGGUAGAGUUGUAUACCCUUGGCAGUUUUGUACACAGUCAUGUGACACAUGGUCUAGAAAAAUCCAAUCUUAGGAGAGAACAUGGGAGGCACUAUAUCUGCAGGUGUUUAUCUGGUCAAAACCACCGAUACAGGUGCCCCUCCACCCUUUGGUGGGAUGGAUCAUGUCUACAGAGAAACCUUGAUUCGAAUACUUAGAUGUGUGUGUAUUGGGUAUAUGUUGUGAAAUGGUUAGAUAUUACUUGUUAGAUAUUACUGCACUGUCAGAGCUUGAAACACAAGCAUUUCGCUACACCCGCAAUAAUAUCUGCUAAACAUGUGUAUGUGACCAAUAAAAUGUGAUUUGAUUUUGAUUUGAAAUAAAUGUCCUAUUUAUCAAAGGUG